CAGGCGAUGCUGUCAGCGAAAGGAUCCUGUGUGCCUGAGUAGAAGUAACGGUCUUGACCAUCCCAUGGAGACAUAAAAUGAUAUUUAUUUCUAAGGCGUAUCAGCGGACUUGCCGGUUGUUGUUAGAAGUAGCCUAGUUAUUUUCUUUCUAUAAUACGUUAUUAUACAGGCCAAGAUAUUAGAUUAGUUAUCUGCCGGGUUUAAUCAUGCUACCGUCUUCAUCAUCGGGGCUGGUGCAGAUGGAGGGAUGUGGGGAAGAGGCGAGGGAUACCCAGAAAGUGCAGUGCAAGAGACUGACUGAAGAGAGAGAUGAAGCAGAGAGCCAGCUGAAACACAUCAAGAGAGUUUCCCAGAUGGUGAUCGAGGAGGUGAGCGUUCUGCAGACUCAGCUGGAGAUAGAGAAAUCCUGCAGAGAGAAUGCUGAGGCCCUUGCUACCAAGUUGAACAGUGAGAACAGGAAGCUGAAGUAUCUGAGCCUGUCGUCUCGGCCCUGUCUGGAUGAGAUGCUGCCUAGCAUUACAGACUGCAUUCCUCUGGAAGAGGAGACAGACACACAGGACACCAGCCCUGACCCGUACAGACAGUACCAACAGCAGGUCAAAGAGCUCCAGGAGACAGUGAGCAGUUUGCUGGAGGAGAAGAAGUGGCUUGCCUGUCAGCUUCAGGAGCAGCAGAGACAGGUUGAAGAGCUAACCGCCCUGGCUGAGAAGGAGCAAGCUGAAAUGAAGGAGCUUCGCAAAACCAUCGAGCAGCAAAGCAAGACCAUCAAGAGUUUCAAUAGAGUGUCUGUGAUGGCUACUACAGAGUAUGAGGAGAUGAAGGAGCAGCUGGAUUUGGAGCAGAGCCUGAGGGUGAAGGCUGAGACCUACGCCCACGAGAUGUUGGUGAAGCAGAAAGAGGCUAACAGACAGAGUAUGAUCCUGCUGCAGAACGCUGACCCCAGCCUUCAGCUCAUCAAGGCUCUGGAGGACGUGGCUAAUGUUACCAAGACUCUGGAGCAUGAGAGACUGCUGCAUCACCAGAAGGUGAAGGCUCUGGAGACUGAGCUACAGGAGGACACGUUGAAACAGCAGACAGCAGAGCUGCAGAGCCAGCUGGAACUGAUAGAGGAAGAGAAGAGAGAGACAGAGGGACGUCUGCAGGACGUAGAAAAGAAGAACUGUGACCUGGAGAAAAGAGUGCAAGAGCUGCUGCAGGUCCAGAAGAACACUGUGCCCUCACCAGGCCCUGAACCAGGGACCGCCCCACCCCCCGCCCCUGUUCCCCAGCCCCCUCCACCCCCACCACCACCCCCUCCCCCUCCUCCACCCCCUCCCCCAUCGCGAUGCAACCCCCUCAGCUCACUGAUUGCAAUUAUGAGGAAAUCAACCAAGGGUUCAAAGGGGGCAUCCCCGAAGUUGGAGCAAGCUCCUGAUGGAGGUGCAGAAGGAGGUACAGAAGGAGGUGCAGAAGGAGGUUCAGAUGACGUCAAAGUGAAGGCAGUGAAUGAGAUGAUGGAGAGGAUUAAACAUGGAGUGGUUCUGAGGCCUGUCAAGGGAGGAGACACUAAGAGAGUUGCCGUAAAAAAACCUCCAGUAAUUGAAGAAAAGCUGCCACAGGAGAGUGCCAUGGAAGAACUGAAAGGCAUUCUGGAGACGGUGAAGAAGAGUCCCAGUCGGGGGUCUCAGGAGUCGGUCCCGUCCCCCUCAGGGAAGAGCCCUGUCAGCAGUGAGCUGGAGGUCAUUCUUAGGAGGAGACGUAAACAGGCCUGCGACUCUGGAGAAGGAGAUGAGAGCAGGGACGGACAAAUAAGCAAGGUGUCCUCCUCUGACAGCCUGAAUGGGAGGCACAGCCAGAGCUCCCACAGCUCCGACAGCUCAGGCAAAGAGCCAGAGGGGCCUAUAGGGCCAGGGCCUGGGCAGAGCCCCAGAGAGCCAGCCUCCCCCAGCGGAAGGGGCCCCGGCCCAGCUGUAGCAGCCAGGCGCAGGUCAGACUCUGGCCAAGAGCCCCAAGCAGGGUCCUGGCAGGACAGGAGGUCCCGUACCUCUUUGUCUGAGAAAGAGGCCUACUCUGAGGCACCGGUCACCAAUGGAUGCAUUGUCAGUGGGGAGGAGCCUGAGAAGCAGAAGCCUGAGAAAUGGGCACCACAGUCCAACGGAGUCAGCCACGCUAACCCCAGGCUGAGUGUGGAGUCGGACACGCAUGCCUCACUCUCUCCCAGCCUUUCCGCAGGGCCCAACCCACUCAACGGGAACGGGAACACGGAUGCAGAGUGUUGAAGGUCGGCUCCAGAGGUCCCUGGCAACCAGGAAGGAAGGCUGAGGAAAGCUACACAAUUUGCACAGAAUCUCAGUUAUCUGCAGUUAGAGACACUUAAUUAAAAAAAGCUUUAGGUUAUUUUAUUUUAUGCACAAACUAUCUCGAUCUGAUGUGACUUUUUGUCAUCAUCUGAUGGAAUGCACUGUUUUAGAAUCCAACCUUUUUUUUAAAUCAGUUUCUCUCUUCUUCUUUAUAGUGAACAGGAAUUGAAUGAUACUUCUAAUCUAUGGCACAAACUAAUUUGAUUCUAGUUCUGCUUCUUCCUUACUCUUCCUGAAUCUAAAGAACACACUACCCUACCGUAAGACUUUCAGUAAAGUUACUGCUUACUUUAUGCAGCAAAAGCACCACCUAAACAUCAACAAAGAACAAUGUUUAAGAUCUGGGUCAUUAUAAGCAAAUAGAAACAGAUAUUGCACAUUAUUUAGGCGAUUUUGCGAUUUAAAGCUGGAGCUCUGUUUCAGUUUGUGGAUGCAAAUGAAAGCCAUGCACGUGUUUCAAUCAAAGUAGCCUACCAUCCUUGAGGAAUGAGGUGCUUGUGUACUCAGUCUACCUCGUAUUAGACACACUUGCCUCUUGACUAUCCUAAAUUGUAUUUAAAGGGAAAAACAUGAUAUAUUAUCAUCUUUCAUGCAAUGGCACAACAUGUGUAAAUGUCCUCCACCUACAUUCCCAAGCUGUAUAAGGUGAUUUGUUCAUAUUUGCUGGGAUACUCCCAUUGUUUCUUUACUGCUGUAACCUGGAUUUCAUCCUAUGUGUAUUCCCCACCUGUAUGAUGUUAGUAGGUAAUGCUUUCAGAUACAACCUAAAACAGUACAACCUAAAACAACUGGAUUAAACAGUAUGCAAACUUAACUGAUACAGCAACUUCAUCUAAUAAAUAAAUACAUUUGAAGGCUCAUAGGACAUUCAUUCUCACACCCAUCAUGACAUUGUAAAUGUUUCUUAAAAACAUAGAAACAACAUUGAGAGCAUUGACUCUAUUGUAAGUCAUUUCUAUGAGGCCUUCUUUCAUCAAAAUGAAAGGAAAUCUUGUUUUCCAGAUGCAAUGAUCAUCAUUUUCUCAAUUCCAUCUUUAUUCAUCAGGAAAGCAGCUAAUCAAAAAGGAAAUAACUAGACUGAGUUUGUGUGAAUCUUGAUAUUGUGUGUUUGGGAUUUUAAAAGUGUUAUGUUUUUUUUAAAACAUUUACAUUGAUGUUCAUUCAUCACUUGUAUGAAAUAAAAUUACAAUUCAA
This is a messenger RNA of Coregonus clupeaformis (lake whitefish), 3533 nucleotides long. It is a transcript of the gene shtn3, whose product is annotated as shootin 3. NCBI's taxonomy places the organism in Eukaryota, Metazoa, Chordata, Actinopteri, Salmoniformes, Salmonidae. The transcript has 17 exons. The coding region runs from base 207 to 2258 and encodes 683 amino acids. The record is from RefSeq and is a predicted model, not a curated record.